This is a messenger RNA of Drosophila erecta, 3223 nucleotides long. RefSeq names its product protein deadlock. The transcript is spliced from 4 exons. NCBI's taxonomy places the organism in Eukaryota, Metazoa, Arthropoda, Insecta, Diptera, Drosophilidae. The record is from RefSeq and is a predicted model, not a curated record. The coding region runs from base 7 to 3135 and encodes 1042 amino acids.
GAGUUCAUGGUCACACUGGAAAGAACCGCUAAAGUUAACUUUCACACACAUGUCUUAAGAGAAAAAGAAGUAUUGUAUGGGUGGAUUGUGGAAAACUUGGCAAAAAUGAGGAUGCGCCAAAAACUGGGCUGCUGGCAGCAAAUUCUGACCUUGCUGGGAACGAAUUCCAUGUCAGAGCAGGAAUGGAAUACAAUUUUCAAAGGGUUCCUUGAAAGCUGGCUGAAUCCCUACUGUAUCCAAAUCAGCUGCGAUCCCAGCAUACCGAUAAGACCGGAGUUCUUGGUGAGACCGAGAAAAGUGCUGCAGGGUAACCAGCCAGGAUCGAUGGCCAAAAUUCCAGAGGCCGUUGUUUUCCCAGGACCCACCAAUUCUACAACAAAAUCUCUGCCGCGUGAAGCUCCAAGUUCCAGCAAGUCCCGUGAUACCAUAGUAAAUUCAACAGAUUGUGAGUCUGAUAAUGGAGAAAGAUCUCCAAGUCAUUCGAAUAAAAGUUCUACGUAUAAAAAUCCUGGUAAUUCCGAAUAUGCUAAAAUCUGGAAACAGGGCAAAAGGCAUACGACUGCCAGUUCCUCAAAAGCUCGAAUUACCAAGCGCCGAGAUUCUAAGCUCUUAAGUAUGAAGCAGCGCCCAGAUACAUUUGCAUCUGUCGCCAAAGGUCCAGUACCAAGUGCUAGUGCUCCCAACGGAAAUGUUUUCAAGUGCAGAGAGGCAUCGCCUCAUGCUCCAGACUUCAGUACCAUCAAGACGAAAGAUUCAUGUGCUUCUCCAGAUGUUCUUGCCUUAUAUCUCAAGAAUAGUGCGUCCAAACCAACACAACGUCGAAAAUCAUUUGGUCCCACACAAGAUUACGAAGCUUCUUCAAACAAAAUAAUCAAGCGUCGAAAUACGUGUAUUCCCACAGAUACUCCGCAAUAUUUAAAACUAAAAACCGGUAAGGGACAAAAUUCAGGCGAAAAACCUAAUUACAAACAGCAACUCAAGACUCCACCGCCAUCCAUGCGCGAUAACGUGUCCGAGGAAUCAAGCGACGAAUGCGAUGACCAACUGCCGCUUUCAAAAUUGCUGGUAAAGAUGAAAAGCGAUAAACCCCUAGAUUUGUCAUGCAAGAUAAAGUUGACUCCUAAAGAUCCAUCAUUAAAAACUAACUUCACCGUGCAGAGUAAGCAGUCAGCGGAGAUGUUAACUAUAAAACCAAAAAGUGAGACGACUCGGGCAAAGCCACUGCGAAAUUCUGCUCAAAAGCGGUCCAAGCAGUUGAAACAGAGGCUUAAAGUGCCACCGCAGACAACGUUACUUCAGUUGCAGGACAAGCAAUCACUCCACGAACAGAUCAGUCAGCAGGCCGAAAACUUCUCAAAAGUAUCUGGACAGCAGAAUCCAUCGACAUCUCGAGUCCAAAGGAACACACGGCAGAACAAAAUGAGGAACAGUGGCGUAAAAUCAAUAAGCGCCAAAUCGUUGAUGCCAGCCCAUAUACCACUAGACUACGCACCAAAUAGAAUGCAUAUGGAUCAGGCACUGGGUGACGCCAUAAAAUUAUCCGGUCCCGUGGGCGGCGAAGAAGCCAACGUCGAGUUAACACACGAUGGCGUGUAUGACAUACCAAUUGAGAUAUGUCGUGAGGUCGAGGAGAUCGAUCGCUGUCUGGAGAAUUUUAGCAAUAAUACACCCAGCGAGAUCGAUUGCCAGCUAGUUCAGAGCAGCGAGUUCUUUGAGAAGCUGACGAGACCAUCGACAGUAGAGGUAGAUAAAUCCGAUUUGAUAGACAUCUUUAUGGCAGGAAAUGAAGAGCUGGACUACGAGGACGAAGAUGACGAUGUGCUUUCAAUGGCUGCCUCAUGGGAUGGACUCAAUGAUGAGAUUUUGCCUGAGCUCGAACCGAUAGAGAACACGAAAACGGCGGAACAGAUACUCCAGCCGGAUCCAGAAGAAGUCCCAAAAAUGCAAAAGAUAAACUCGUUUCGAAUUCCAAAACUAAAUGCUGAAGAUUUGAAGACACAGCCCUCCGUGAUGCGUUCCCUCUACGAAAUGGAGGAGUUGGAAAAGAACAACAAGGAGUCUGCAAAGCCUGUGCCGCUGUCACUAGUGGAUCCCCCAUUAGCUGAAUCCAAUCGCAAGCUACGCGACGAAGCAACUGCUGCCCGACGGGCCAAAGAAACAUUGCCAGUAUUUGCACCACCAUAUCGCAUAGCACCAGAAUCGGCAGUUGCGCUGGUCAGCGCCAACAGCCAAGUACCUCUUCCCACGUCAGCCUUCAACGAAGAAGUUUCUUUUAAAGAAGUUUUCGGAUUAAGGUGCAUGCAAAGUGUGGACAACAGGUGCAUCUCUUUCAAUUGUGAUCAUACGAUGAGCAGUUUGGGCGAAGUCCAGAGACGUUUGCUCAGGAUGGACGAGGACAACUUGGUGAACAUCUACCGACAGACGAUACGAAGCUUUACCCUAUUCCAGACCUACUACACCUCGUUUGUCGACAUCUUCGAAUUUCGCCACCUCUGGCAGCAUUUGUUAAUCAUGCUGGCCGACUGCCGCUUGUACAAAAGCAUUUCAGCUCCACUACUGGCACACGCCUAUGAAGCUCUACAUAAGUGCGGCAUGCAGAAAGAGGCUGUGAAAUGCAUUAUGGAGCAUGUGUGGUUGCCAUGCAAGGCGCACAAAUAUCGCGAUUUGAUGCUAAUGACGCUAAAUAUUCUGUCCAACGCCAACUGGGAGGAUUAUUGCGAUGAGCUAAUAAAACUGGACAAGGAUUAUAACUUUGAGAUACCCCAAAAAAACUUGAUCACCAUACUCAAAUCUUCCGUAGACCGCGCAGAUAAAUUUUCAAACGCCCUUGAUUUGAUCACCCUACAUCCAAAUUCUAUUUGUACCAACGAAACCAUAAUGUCGAUUCUAAACACCACAUCGAAAGGCUACAGGCAGAAUGAAAGUGCGAGCGCAAGCCAGGGGACGCCAGGAGCGGAAUCUGGUCCUUCCUUGAUUAUUGCACCAUCCGACGAUGUUCAGCCGUGUCCACCAUUUAGAAGACACUCCACAGUUCACAAUUUUAGACAUUCGCCAAUAGCCGCCCAUAACUCAAAUAAAAACAAUAGUUUUCAUUUUUCAAAUGAAUAUGCGAACAAUAAAAACUACCUAGAUUAAGCAAAUUAAAUGAAUGGAAAAUAUCGGUCUCGUUUUGACACUUAUAGUAAUCUCUUCAUUUCCCCUGAUAAACACCAGUCUGAAUGAA